This is a messenger RNA of Arabidopsis lyrata subsp. lyrata, 2311 nucleotides long. RefSeq names its product probable glucuronoxylan glucuronosyltransferase F8H. Lineage: Eukaryota; Viridiplantae; Streptophyta; Magnoliopsida; Brassicales; Brassicaceae. The transcript has 3 exons. Bases 530 to 2020 code for a protein of 496 amino acids. The record is from RefSeq and is a predicted model, not a curated record. Gene Ontology annotation, molecular function: glycosyltransferase activity.
AUAAAAGUCCCAUCUAACUUGUCAUUAUUAAACUACAAAUGAUAAACGUAAUCCAAAAAAAACAACAAUUAGCUUAUCAAGAGACACAUUUACAUAAAAAGCACAUGCCCCUCACGGGAUCAAAACAUCCCAACUUACCAAAAUUCGCAAAGUAAUUAUUACGGAGCCAACAAGGGCAUUAUAGUCAUUCCCUAUUAUCUGGUACGGUUACAAGAAAUUUGACCAGCGGUGAACCCGAGACCAUUGCCGAGCUCUAUUCUGCUCCAUUGCCAUCACCAUGUGACGACCUUCUCUCUCUAAAUUCUCUCUGUACUCUGAAAAAAAUUGUUCUUUAUUCUUAUUACAGAAACAAAUUUUUUUUUUUGGUUUCUUAAUGAUUUGUUAUAACCUUGUUGGAUUCAAACCAAACCUACACGAGAGAAUGAUGAGAAGUAGAUCACCGAUUUUGUUCCAAAUGUUUUGAUUAAACAUUCAACGACUCUUUCUCUACAUUUCUCCCAAAUCUCUGUUGAUUUUGCUAAAUCAAGCAAUGUCGCUUGACAUAAAGAGACCGAACAUCAACAAGACGAAGAAGAAGAAGACAGGUUUCGUCGUGAAAAUGCAGCUUAAUAACAACAACAGAGGAGGAAAUAAAAGAAACAUCUUUAUCUUCUUCUUCUUCAGAAAUUAUUACACAUGGAUCCUCUGGUUUUUCCUCUCUCUUUAUUUCUUCACAUCUUACUUCUCCGUCGAAGACCAAUCCCCACCGUCGUCAAUACGUCUCUUGUCUAACCACAAAACGUCGUCGUCUCUCCCAUCUCGUGCUCUCAUCGAAUCUUCCGCCAUUAAAACCAACUCCUUUGGUAAAAAAAAAACAUCGAUCUUUUAUUUCUUCUCUGUUUCAAAUCACUCAUUUUUCUCAAAAAUCGAUUUUUUUGUUCUUCUUGUAAAUAAAGGUUUAUUCAGCGGAAUGAAGAUAUAUGUUUACGAUUUACCGGCGAGUUUUAACGACGAUUGGGUCACGGCAUCAGACCGGUGCGCUACUCAUCUUUUUGCGGCGGAGGUAGCCAUCCACCGUGCGCUUCUCUCCUCCGACGUCCGUACGUUAGACCCAGAAGAAGCUGAUUUCUUCUUCGUCCCUGUCUACGUUUCUUGCAAUUUCUCCACAUCCAACGGCUUCCCUUCUCUAAGCCACGCUCGCUCUCUCCUCAGCUCCGCCGUCGAUUUUCUCUCCGACCAUUACCCGUUUUGGAAUCGGACUCAAGGCUCUGACCAUGUAUUUGUCGCUUCCCAUGACUUUGGUGCGUGCUUUCACGCAAUGGAGGAUAUGGCGAUAGAGGAAGGGAUUCCAGAAUUUAUGAAGAAAUCGAUUAUUUUACAAACGUUUGGAGUUAAAUAUAAGCAUCCAUGUCAAGAAGUGGAACAUGUUGUUAUCCCGCCGUAUAUUCCGCCGGAGAGUGUUCAAAGAGCUAUUGAAAAAGCUCCGGCGAACGGACGGCGAGACAUUUGGGCCUUUUUCCGGGGAAAAAUGGAAGUCAACCCUAAGAAUAUAAGCGGACGCUUUUACAGCAAGGGAGUGAGAACAGCCAUUCUAAAGAAAUUCGGAGGAAGAAGGCGGUUUUAUCUUAACCGGCACCGGUUUGCUGGAUACCGAUCAGAAAUUGUGAGAUCGGUGUUUUGUCUCUGUCCUCUCGGGUGGGCACCGUGGAGUCCUAGGCUAGUGGAAUCCGCCGUGUUAGGUUGUGUUCCCGUUGUUAUCGCCGAUGGGAUUAAGUUACCGUUCUCGGAGACGGUAAGGUGGCCGGAGAUCUCACUAACGGUGGCGGAAAAAGACGUGAGGAGUCUUCGAAAGAUUUUGGAACACGUGGCGGCUACUAAUUUGUCUGUGAUACAGAGAAAUUUACAUGGACCGGUGUUUAAGCGGGCCCUCUUGUACAAUGUGCCGAUGAAAGAAGGAGACGCCACGUGGCAUAUUCUCGAGUCGUUGUGGAGGAAGCUCGAUGAUCGGUCGUACAGAAGGUCAAGGGUUUUAAGCCAAUGAUAAGUCGACACGUAAGAUUCUAUGUCUAAAUGGAUGCUAGGCUGGAUUUUUUCGGACUGUUUCGGAAUUGGUAAACCGGGAAUGUCUCGAGUGGGGUCCACAACGUGAGGGGGAUUAACUCGGGCACGUGAGAUGUUUGCUGAGUUGGCGAUUAUUGAGUGGAUUAACGUGCCCCAGGGAAGUGAAAGUGUAAAGUAUUGCUGACGUGUAAUUCUUUUGAUGAGUAGGUAUAUAAAUUCUUUUGAAUAUAAAGUUGAUCGAAAUGCAAAGUUAAAUCAAAUCUCAACUUCA